Arachis duranensis is the source of this 399-nucleotide messenger RNA. RefSeq lists its product as uncharacterized. NCBI's taxonomy places the organism in Eukaryota, Viridiplantae, Streptophyta, Magnoliopsida, Fabales, Fabaceae. Bases 1 to 399 code for a protein of 132 amino acids. The transcript has a single exon. The record is from RefSeq and is a predicted model, not a curated record.
AUGGGAUUUGAGAAGGCUGGUGCUGAAAGGAAGCUACAAUUGGCAGAACUGGAGACCCUUCGACUUGAAGCAUAUGACAAUUCCAGACUGUACAAAGAGAAGGUGAAAGCUGUGCAUGACAAGCAUAUCAAGAGAAGUGAGUUUAGACCUGGAGAUCUAGUUCUCCUUUAUAACUCAAGGCUGAGGCUCAUGCCAGGCAAGCUGAGAUCAAGGUGGGAAGGACCCUACAAAGUAAAGAAGGCAGAGCCAAAUAGAGUCUUCCACCUGAGCCACCCUUCGAGUUCCAAUCUCAUCAAAGUCAAUGGACAUCGCUUAAAGCUGUAUCAUGGUGAGAAGAUGAAUGAAAAUAAAGAGCUAGAGGUUUUCCUCUUGAAGGACCCAGCAACAGAAGCAGAUUAA